Molecule: messenger RNA, 479 nt
Organism: Sinocyclocheilus rhinocerous
Lineage: Eukaryota; Metazoa; Chordata; Actinopteri; Cypriniformes; Cyprinidae
Product: ras/Rap GTPase-activating protein SynGAP-like
Exons: 4
Coding region: 110-448 (112 amino acids)
Source: RefSeq, a predicted model, not a curated record
ACACGCUGCAGCUGAGAGGACUUGGAACGUCGGUCUGUAGCAGAUAGAGGGAUGCACGCCUCUCUCAGUAGAUUAUCCUCACGCAUAUUGGUUCAGGUUACCAAUCACGAUGCAAAGGAGACGAAACACAAUGGAGAACCCUUUAUUCUAUUCAUCUCACAGCCAACAUCACGGAUGGAUUCAAGUCUCAGAUAUGAGGGGUCCUCCAGGCCACUGGAUGUCAUGUGGUCACCCGUGUGCGGAACAUGCUGUGUGGAACCCCAAAUUCUGUGUGGUCACUGACUAUCAAAUGCUGCUGCUGGACAGAGAGGAGAUACACCCUCUGCUCCUACAGAAGAAGAGGACUGACACCUGCAAAUCCAGACUGCUGCGUCGCACCAUCAGUGUUCCUGUGGAGACGCAGUUCCCGGAAUUACAAUGUCAUCUCUCAGUGGACAACAUUACUUGAGCCAUGUCAUUUCCAUUGAUGCCAGCAGGGG